CUGGCACACAGCUUUGUUGAUCGAAACCAAGGUUAUGGUGGAGGUUGUUUUGUGUUGCGCUCACGCUGGGCAUUGGGGAGGCUCGGUGUUGGCAGUGUAUGUUGUCAAUCUGAUGAGUAGAGUUGGAAAGCAUGUUUUGUAUGGACUUCUUAUUGCGUAGUGAUUGAUAUGCUUGCGUAGCAUGAUGACGUCGACGGUACUCGCGAGCAGAAUCCCUCUUCGACCUGGGAGCGAGUGUGUAGAGUAUAUCCUCUGCCGCGAUGUAGUCCCGCAGAGGACGUGGAUCGAAAUCGAUCCUUGUUUAGAGUUCCGUGAUAGGGAGGAGUUAUCUGUGCACUUGAGAACGUUGUUUCAUAUUUUGAAAACUUCCAGCCACAGUUCUGUGGUCUAAGUGGUUCUACUCGACAUUGAAAGCGGGUGCACUGCGAUUCAAGAAGAAGAGAGGAUCCUGGUGCAGCGCUGGCUUUUGACAGCACCCGAAGUAGAGGAUAUCUGAGGAUCAUAUUGAAACUUGCGUAUCGACGAUUCGAAGGGUGGUCUGUUGGUGGAGUCUUUUAGAGAAAACUUUGGUGGAGUCUUUUGGACAAAACUCCGGGGGCGUUGUCCGAACCGGAUAAACUAGGAGUUAAUAUUUGGAAGGGGACAAUUAUCUCGCGCACACCGAAGCAUUCUGUUUACUUUUUAACAGGAGAUGUUCGCGUUUUGGGGAUCGUCUCCGUUAAGAGUGUCUCUUGUGUACUCCAUCGCUACUUUGGCGUUUGAGUCCGCAACCUAUCCUGAAACUUGCGCACGGAUCACUUCAGAUCUUUAACCAUGGAGUAUAACCCAUGCAUGGACACACGCGGCUUGAGAUCUAGGGGUCCGGUGCACUGCGCGGUGUUUCCCGGAACGCCUGUUUCUGUGUCACUUGCGAAUUGCGACAUCGAAGCUCUUGUGCAACCGUCACCUCAGCAGGUAGAAGCUUAUGAGCUUUAUCUGCACCUUCCCGAUUUGACCCGGCUAUGGCGGUUGAAGGAGUUUCCCAAUUGGAAAAACGAAAGAUUAGUGAGACCUGCUCUUCACAGCUUAGAGCUUGUGUUCCGCAUGAUCUCAUGUGUUCUAUGCGAUACGCGGCCUUACAUAUAUCGCGACGAAUGGCUUCGGAGAUUGGAGUCACUCAUAAACUCGCAGCUGGAGAUUUUAUCCUGCAUCGUUGAAGGGGACGAUGAGGCGCCCACAUCGACGCUAUCUAACAGUUGCAGCCACGUAGGAACCGAGUCGGUGGUUUGGCACAAGUCUGGGUCGCGGCCAAUUGUUAGUAGAAUCAGCAAAGAAAGUUUGUUACCUCGUCUUGCUUCCUGGAGAACUGCCCAAAAUGUAAGCACUAGGUUGCAUUUUGCUAUUGAAGGUCACAUGGCACGCGCACCAUUCACUCUGGGCCUUGGGGAGCCCAAUCUGUCUGGCAAGCCGGUUUUGGAGUAUGACAAAGUUUGCACACCUCUUGAGGUUUAUGCGUGCAGACAAUCCAUGCCUGGUCAUCCUGAGGAUCACACCCUCUCGACUGUACAUCAAAUCAUGGAAGCGUGGUUGGAAGUGGCUUCUGGUUUGCUACAGAAUGUGGAAACAAUGGUUAAAGAAGGUAACUGUGAAUUGGCCGCCAAGAACUGCUGGAUUGUUGAGCGUGUGUGGAAGCUUCUUAUGUCCACAAUGGACCUGCUCCAAAUCAUGGAUCCAGACGAUUUCAUGCGCUUGAAGGAAGAGCUUGCAAUAUCCCAGGACGAGGCAGCUAUCAGCACUAAACACAUUGGUGGAGGUGCUUACUGUUUGCGAUCCACGAGGCUAAGAAAAAUCACCAAGGGCUGCAAGGACCUUCGGCUUUUGGUCCCCAAGGUGGUUGGAGUAGAAGCCGAUCCCAAAGGCGGUCCAAGGCUUCAAGAGGCAGUAAUGGACCUGCUCCAUUCGCAUGGGAUGAGCACUCAUGUGGCCCCGCCGUUUCGGCGACCCUUGGCAUACCACUCGUCCACAAUCCAUCUCCUCCAAGCGUUUCAGGCGGUUGAGGCAGCAGUUCGGCAAUUCUACUUCUCAUACCAGCAGCUAGUGAUCGCUGUUAUGGGAAGCGGGGAGUACAAGGCAACGGCACAAGCGGAAGUUUCUGCUGCAGAUGCGCUGUCUCAAAUCUACUUUGAGCCGCCGUAUUUCCCCAGCCUCGACGGUGCGAAGACAUUCCUCGGUAGCUAUUGGCAUAACAAUCCGGAACUUGAGGAGGGUGCUAUCAUGAGGCAGCUCAUGGUGGAGAAGACAAGCCGACAAUUGAACACAGGAAACUCUAGUAAGGCUUCCAGUGUUGAUGCAAAUAGUGGCAGUGGGGACAGCAAUAAGGCGGACACAAGUGAAGAGCGAGCACAAAAGCCUUCAAGACCUAUACAAAAGAAGCAGUCUUACGCGACCCUUGCUUACAUGUAUCAAGGAGCAAUGGGGGCUUGAUAUGAUGGUGCCGAAAUAUUUAGCAGUGUGGAAUUGGUGGAGAUCCUCUAAAAGACGGAGGAUGUCCUUUAAAUUAGCCAUCAACACGGGGAGGUGAUAAUCCACCCUGGGAACUACUGCCUCGGCAUUCGGGUCGAGGACGUGGCUGUUUGCUUUGAACUUUCCCUCCCUCCCUCCCGCGCACACACACACGCCCACAGAGUUCUUGUGCGAAAGGGGAUUAUGCCGAUGCUCGGUCCGCACUCCCCGCCUCUGGAAAUCAGUGGACGACAGAUAUCAGUGGAUCAUGGAUUCUAUAGGAUUGCAAUACGAGUGUAGAGAGUUUGUCUUCGGACGUUGACGGCCCUUAAGAGAGCUGGAAUAGGAAGACGGACGUAGUCGAUCAUUGUCACGGGAUUGGUGUGUUUUCGUUCCGUAUGUUUUCUCAUUUUUACUGUGGUAGAGGUGUAAAUUACAUUAUUAUGAGGUGUGGACAUUUUUGUGUAUAUUGGUCCCCCUUCAACCAACCUUGGAUCUACGAGGUAGUUUCAAGUACAGACUUGACUAUGCCUACUAUUUAAUUUUUACUGUUAUUUCUGUUACUGCAAACAAGUGCUCCACGCUGUUUGCAGUUGAUCUUAAUGCUUUUUUUCAUUUAUUGUGGCUCUCA
Physcomitrium patens is the source of this 3112-nucleotide messenger RNA. NCBI's taxonomy places the organism in Eukaryota, Viridiplantae, Streptophyta, Bryopsida, Funariales, Funariaceae. The record is from RefSeq and is a predicted model, not a curated record.